Messenger RNA from Physella acuta, 1123 nucleotides. RefSeq lists its product as uncharacterized. Gene Ontology annotation, molecular function: tumor necrosis factor receptor binding. Lineage: Eukaryota; Metazoa; Mollusca; Gastropoda; Physidae. Gene Ontology annotation, cellular component: membrane. Gene Ontology annotation, biological process: immune response. The record is from RefSeq and is a predicted model, not a curated record.
CCUAUGGCGGGGAGCAUAUAACGCAAGAAAUUAAAAGUUUUUUAUUGAAGCGCUGAUUUUUUUGUAAACAUUGAUCAGUGCUGUUCUAAUCACAGUCUACAAUGGACGAAAAUAGAAACUGGUUGGAUAUUAUAAUGUUACUGAUUCGUCUAGUCUUUGCUGUGGUAUCUCUUGCUUUUGCAUUGUGCAAUGUUAUACCAUCAUUCAGAAACUUUAAGGUUUCAACCAUGCUUCUAAAGGUGGAUAAUGAGAACCAGGCAUUUCAACUUCAAGCGAAUGUCAAAGAGAGAAUGUCACCAGCAACAGCUCAAGUUUGGAAUCCAAUAUCAGCACAUGUUUCAAUUGAAUUAUCUAGAGUCACGAAUCACGGGGAAGUGAUCAUCAAUACGACACUUCAGCUCUACAAGCCCAAAGAAGAUGAAAUACACUCAAAGCUAUUUCACAAUAAUGCCUUACACAUCUCUGAUGGGAAGAUCAUUAUACUUUAUUCAGGGUAUUACUACCUGUAUAGCAAUGUAUUGAUCACCCUCAACACAGAAAACCCCGAAGGCAUACAAAAAGAAAGUGUGUGCUAUCACUACAUUUUGUGUAAGAGUAAAGGAAUGACGUCUAUCUUACUGCGGGGAGUACAUACUUUCUUUGAAAAGCAAACUGCAUAUCUGGGCGGUAUUUUCUUACUGAUGGCUGGAGAUGAAGUCAUUGUAUCAACAUCACAAUGUGGAGUCGUUGAAGACGGAAUAUCAUCAUAUGUGGGCUUAGUGAACAUUAGAAACACUCUAAAGUAAAUGUGAUGUUUUUGGCAGAUUCUUCUCCAGGAAAGGUCACUUCAACGAACACACGAUGAAACACACGGGGGAAGCGUCGUUUGAAUGUGAAUUUUGUGGGAAAGGAUUCCGUUCUCAGAGGGUGCUGAAGUCACACAGUUGUAUGAGAAGUUGUAUGAUUGUGAGGAGUGCGGCGGAGAAUUCUGCCAGCCGUCCACACUCAGGAAACAUAAGAUGCAUCGCACGGGAGAAAAACCCUUCGUGUGUGAGCACUGCUCCAAUUCGUUCAGGUAAGUCAUGCUUGACGCUCCACGAGAGGACCCACAAGGAGGAUAAGCCAUACACUUGGGAUGAUGACU